Molecule: messenger RNA, 5609 nt
Organism: Neopsephotus bourkii (Bourke's parrot)
Lineage: Eukaryota; Metazoa; Chordata; Aves; Psittaciformes; Psittacidae
Gene: FGFR3
Product: fibroblast growth factor receptor 3
Exons: 17
Coding region: 49-2532 (827 amino acids)
Biological process (GO): protein phosphorylation; positive regulation of MAPK cascade; fibroblast growth factor receptor signaling pathway
Cellular component (GO): signaling receptor complex; membrane
Molecular function (GO): fibroblast growth factor binding; fibroblast growth factor receptor activity; ATP binding
Source: RefSeq, a predicted model, not a curated record
CGCGGCGGCGGAGCGGAGCGGUGAGCGGCGGCAGCAUGCGGCCGCGGGAUGUCUGAGGCGGGCGGUGCGCUGCCCCGGCGCCGCGCCGGAGGCAUGCGGGCGGCCUGGGGCUCCGUCUGGUGCCUGUGCCUGGCGGCGGCCGUCGCAGGGAUGCCGGCGGGGAGGCGGGCCGGCGGAGCGGUGGCGGAGAGGAGCGGCGGGCAGCCGGCAGAAUACUUGAGGAGCGAGACCGCCUUUCUAGAAGAGCUGGUGUUUGGAAGUGGAGAUACCAUUGAACUUUCCUGUAACACCCAAGGCUCUUCCGUGUCUGUUUUCUGGUUUAAAGAUGGUAUCGGGAUUGCACCUACCAACAGAACUCAUAUUGGACAAAAACUGUUGAAGAUAAUCAAUGUGUCAUAUGAUGACUCGGGGCUGUACAGUUGCAAGCCAAGGCAUUCCAACGAGGUCCUGGGAAACUUUACAGUCAGGGUUACAGAUUCCCCUUCAUCGGGUGAUGAUGAAGAUGAUGAUGACGAGUCAGAAGAUACAGGUGUCCCCUUCUGGACCCGGCCAGAUAAGAUGGAGAAGAAGCUGCUGGCAGUUCCCGCCGCCAACACCGUUCGCUUCCGAUGUCCGGCGGGUGGAAACCCAACCCCUUCCAUCUACUGGCUGAAAAAUGGCAAGGAGUUCAAAGGAGAGCAUAGGAUUGGGGGCAUCAAGUUGCGACACCAGCAGUGGAGCUUGGUGAUGGAGAGUGUUGUGCCAUCAGAUCGAGGAAAUUACACCUGUGUUGUGGAGAACAAAUAUGGCAACAUUAGGCACACGUACCAGCUCGAUGUAUUAGAGAGGUCGCCCCACCGACCAAUCCUGCAAGCAGGGCUCCCUGCCAACCAGACCGUGGUGGUAGGGAGCAAUGUGGAGUUUCACUGCAAGGUUUACAGCGAUGCCCAGCCUCACAUCCAAUGGCUGAAGCAUGUGGAAGUCAAUGGCAGCAAAUACGGCCCUGAUGGGACGCCCUAUGUCACAGUGCUGAAGUCUUGGAUCAGUAAAAACGCUGAAGCCGAUGCUAACCUAAAUCUGUUCAAUGUGACAGAACAAGAUGAAGGAGAAUAUCUGUGUAGAGCCAACAAUUUCGUAGGCAUAGCCGAAAAACCAUUUUGGCUCCACAUUCGCAAACCAAAACCAGCGGAGGAGCUCAUGGAAAUGGAUGAUUCGGGCUCAGUGUAUGCUGGCAUUUUCAGUUACGGCAUUGGCUUUAUUCUCUUCGUCCUGGUGGUGGCCGCUGUGGUUGUCUGCAGGAUGAAAAUGCCAAACAAAAAAGCCAUGAACACCCCCACUGUACAGAAAGUCUCCAAAUUCCCACUAAAGAGACAGGUAACAGUGUCGUUGGAGUCCAACUCUUCCAUGAAUUCCAACACGCCCCUGGUCCGGAUCACACGUCUCUCCUCCAGCGAUGGGCCGAUGCUGGCCAAUGUCUCCGAGCUGGAACUGCCUCCAGAUCCCAAGUGGGAAUUGGCGCGCUCUCGCCUGACCUUGGGGAAGCCGCUAGGUGAAGGGUGUUUUGGCCAAGUAGUGAUGGCGGAAGCGAUUGGGAUCGAUAAGGACAAGCCAAACAAGGCCAUCACGGUUGCUGUCAAGAUGUUAAAAGACGAUGCCACAGACAAGGACCUUUCUGACCUGGUCUCUGAGAUGGAAAUGAUGAAAAUGAUUGGGAAGCAUAAAAACAUCAUUAACCUCCUUGGUGCCUGCACACAGGACGGACCGCUCUAUGUGUUGGUGGAAUACGCGUCAAAGGGGAACUUGCGGGAAUACCUCAGGGCACGUCGCCCACCUGGCAUGGACUAUUCCUUCGACACCUGCAAGCUGCCCGAGGAGCAGUUGACAUUUAAAGACCUGGUUUCCUGCGCCUACCAGGUGGCCCGGGGCAUGGAGUACUUGGCAUCUCAGAAAUGCAUUCAUCGCGACUUGGCAGCCAGGAACGUGUUAGUCACUGAAGACAAUGUGAUGAAAAUAGCUGAUUUUGGCCUCGCUAGAGACGUCCACAACAUCGACUAUUACAAGAAAACUACCAAUGGUCGGCUGCCUGUGAAAUGGAUGGCUCCAGAAGCUUUGUUUGACCGGGUCUAUACUCACCAGAGCGAUGUCUGGUCUUUUGGAGUGCUACUAUGGGAGAUCUUCACUUUGGGAGGGUCUCCAUACCCGGGAAUUCCUGUUGAAGAACUCUUCAAACUCUUGAAGGAAGGCCAUCGGAUGGAUAAACCUGCAAACUGCACCCAUGACUUGUAUAUGAUCAUGCGGGAAUGCUGGCACGCUGUCCCCUCGCAGCGGCCAACCUUCAAGCAGUUGGUGGAAGACCUGGACAGGGUCCUCACCGUGACAUCCACCGAUGAGUACCUGGACCUCUCGGUGCCCUUCGAGCAGUACUCACCAGCUGGCCAGGACACCCACAGCACGUGCUCCUCGGGGGAUGACUCAGUCUUUGCACAUGACCUGCUGCCCGAUGAGCCCUGCCUGCCCAAGCACCCCCCUUGCAACGGUGUCAUCCGGACGUGAGGAAGCCAUCCUGGGCAGAAAGAUGGAUGGACGGACGGGCAGGCAGCGUGCCCAUGGAGACAGGAAUGUGGGGUGCCAAGGAUGAAGGAUCUUCCAGUGGAACUGCAUGGUGGUGCCCAGAGAUGUGUGUUGUUGUCAAGCUGUUCAGGGUAGAAAAAGAAAUAUAAUUAACUUUUUUUUGGUUCUUUUGGUUUUUUUUCCCUUUUGCUGUAUAAAGAGUCAAGAAGCACUGUUUGGCCUGAAGGAACUAAUCUCUUGCCAAGAUGAUUUAUCAUAUCUGAGAUUUUUUUGGGGGGGGGUUCAUUUUUGGGUUGUUUGGUUGGUUUUUUUUUUGUACUAAGGAGAAUGUUGAAGCUGGGGGGCCACUGACCUCCCAGCCUCCGCGCUUGCGUUUCCAGUGCCAGAGUAGCCGUACUGUGCCUGCAAUACGAAGAAGAGGAAAGAAAAUCUUCCUUUUUUUUUUUUUAAUAAGAAAGAAAAAACACAAAUGAAAAAAAGAAGUGUAAAGAAUGUAGAAAUUCUUCGCUUAUGCAAUCUGUACAUGAACCUUUUUGGUGGAGCUGAAAAGCCACGUUGCCUGCAGGGAUUCAUAUAUUUAUAAAAAUAUCUAUAUUUUUGUUGUCGUCGUUUUUAUAGCUUCAUGAUCGUUCUGCCCAGCUACAUAGAAAAAAAUCCUUUUUGGAAGAAGAAGAGGAAAAAAUGAUAAUUAAGUAAAAUGCAAAUCAUCAUGGAGAAAGGAAAAAAAAGAACAUAAAAGGAGACAGACAAGUCAUCUGAAUGGCAGUGCUUUGGCCAUGCCACUGGCCCUUGCACUGGGCUGGGAGCAAUGGGGCCAUGCUGAGGUUGGAGCAGACCCCAGGGAUGGGCGUCUCAAGCCACAUCUUGACCUUUGAGAACAACCACUUUGGGGAGAAAAAUCUUGCUUUUGGGGUUUGUGCAUCUUUGCUUGCCAAGGGUGAGUGGGCACUUCUCCAUCCACCCCUCGACACCAGCGGUUUGGCUCCAUCUACGUGCAGUGACUCGGAGAAAGAAGUUACGGGUACCUGUAGGCAAGAGCCUUUAACUUAUAUCAAAAAGGUUUAUUCCAGAGAAUCUGUGUAUAUAUCUAUAAAUAUAUCCUGUAUAUAUAUAAAUAAAUAUAUUAAAAAAAGAAUGUAUAAUACUAAUGCAACAUAAAGCAGUAAUGAGAGAGAGAGUCUCAAAAUAGGAGCAUUGCAAUCUAGGAUAUACUGAUCUGGGCGAAAAGAAAAGAUUUUUGUGUUUGUUUGUUUUAUAUCUUCACAGUUUUGUUUUAAAAAUUGUACCUUAACAUGUAUAUUUGUAAAGAAGUUAUUUAUAGACAUUAACAUUAUCUGUUCAUGGGUUUAAAUAGCGUAGCGUUACUGUAAACUUUAAAGUUCACCGAGCUUAAGGGUUGGGUUUUCUUUAACUUAUUAAAAAAUGGAGAAAAAAUAUAUUAAUCAAGUUUUUCUUUUUUGUGUUUAUGGGAAAUAUUGAAAGAGUGUAUAGGUGUACAGUCCUUUAACAAAGUACAUUUAAUGUUAUAAAUAUAUAUAUAUAUAUUCAUUAAAAAGCAAAAUAUUAGUUUAUCCUGGAUUGCAGUGAGCAAAGGUAAGUUUAUUUUUCAAUACAUCACCAGUGGUUAAAACCAAACAAAUAGCAGCAGAGAGAUGAUUCUUUACAUAUUUCAGAAAAACAGGGCCAAGAAUUCUUCCAUCAGUUUAACCACUGUGCAUUAAGGGGGCGGGGGGUGUUUAUUUUUCUAUUUUCAAAUGAAGGUAUUCUUUGUGGUCGAUUUAAUAACCGGUGUGCAGCAAAACACACUGUUGAUUUUGGAUGAUGCGGGGUAACUUUUUUCGCCCCUUUUGCCAGUACCAUUGUAUUUUGGGCUUCAGAAAUGCCAUGCGAGCAAAAUAGCAAGAAGAGCGACAGUGUUUGCAGGAGAGGUGCAGCGACUGCGUGUUUCUGUUGUAUCUAACACACUGGAAAGUGCCAGUGGUGCCCCAUUUUCUGUGUUUAAAAUGCUGCGCUGGGUUUGUUCCUUGAUGUCAGAUAGCUGUUUAAAAGCACAGAUGUGAACUAGGGAAUAUUAGCAUGGAUCAAGCUGACAAGGGGGAAGAUUUGGGCUGGGGUUAUUUUUAUGAGUGGGCUUUUUUUGUCCAGAAGACUUCACUACCACAACGAGGCAAGGAAAAUUGCAUCCUGAAUUCAUCCUUUCAGUUCUCCUCUGGUGCAUAUUACAUAUCAAUGUUUCAGAAUAACAGGAUGAGAGCAUCUCAUUUUAAGAUUAUUUUGUUUUCUUAGAGCCACAAAAUCCUUAUCCUAAAAGAAAUAAUUUAUAGUUUUGAGGUUACUUCAAUGGAAGGUUGAGAAGGUAGAUUUUUAUAGAGUUUUGUUUUGUUCUGUUGGAAUAAAAGAAUUUUUUGGUAUUUUCUUACAAAUGUCUGCUAAUUGUGUACAUUCCAAGUACUGGAAGCGUUGAGUUUUCCUGUACUGAGAAAAGAAAAUGUACAAAACUGUGCAUGAUUUCAAAUGUUACUAGAUAUUAUAAAUAUAUAUAUAAUUUAUUGAGUUUUUACAAGAUGUAUCUGUUGUAGACUUGUUGACUUUAACAUUUCUUAUUCAAUGCUUAUAUAGUUUUAUAGCCUGGACUAUUAUCUUUAAAAGCUUAAAAAUUAAAAUUUCCAAUUUUGUUACAUUUUAUACUGUCGAUGUUCCAAUCCACAGGUUUGCAUUAGUGUGAUCUUUUUGAUGAGCAAUUCUUAUUCGGUUUAUUUUAAUACUGUAUUCCUGUGCCUGACAGCUGCAGCUGUCCAAGGUGUGAGAUGAACACUAAAUAAAACUAUUCUGCUUUUGUUAACAUGGCAAACUUACUUUUACAAGGAAACAAAACGAAAUAAACAAGUUGUUAAAUGUGGGGCUUUAUUCCCUGUUGUGGGGGGUCUUUUACAAAGUCGAAUCUCCUCGGCUCUGGGAUUUGUAGUGCCAGGAGGGUUUAUUUUUGACACUGCUGCUUUGUGAGUCCUGGCCAGCACAGGUUUUAUAUUCAUAAUAAAUUUAUAACAAUUUUGGUUUAA